UGUAAAGGUCUAUAUACAAGCCACAGGAACUCCAAUGGAUUGCCUGUUGUCAUUCCCCAAACGAAUGGAUUCCAGUAAAGGGCAAAAUGCCAUGAUGACGGGCAAUAUAAAUAGCUGCAUAACAGAUGCGCAGUGGGAAGAUUGCUUCCCUGUGAUACAAUCACAGAAAUGGGGCAGUCAUUUGUCAAGAAAGAAGAUAGCCAUGUAACUCUCAAGGUGCAGAGAGAAAAAGAGUAUGAUAUGAUCUUCAGGAUCCGACGCAACGUUCCCAUUCGUAAGCUCGUGCUUGCUUACUGUGACCGUCUAGGACUGGACUAUGAGACUAUUAGAUUCACUAUUGAUGGGUGCAAGGUUGGGAAAGACCAAACCGCAGAUGAUCUUGAGUUGGAGAAUGGCGAUACCAUUGAUGCCUUUACUGAUCAGUCUGGUGGUGGUGCUGCUGCUAUGUCUGCUUGUUCAGCCAAGUCAUUUACAUAG
Messenger RNA from Ilex paraguariensis (yerba mate), 477 nucleotides. The record is from the annotation of a GenBank genome assembly. Lineage: Eukaryota; Viridiplantae; Streptophyta; Magnoliopsida; Aquifoliales; Aquifoliaceae.